Anastrepha ludens (Mexican fruit fly) is the source of this 8197-nucleotide messenger RNA. RefSeq lists its product as uncharacterized. Gene Ontology annotation, biological process: spermatogenesis. The record is from RefSeq and is a predicted model, not a curated record. The coding region runs from base 560 to 4912 and encodes 1450 amino acids. The transcript has 12 exons. Lineage: Eukaryota; Metazoa; Arthropoda; Insecta; Diptera; Tephritidae.
UUCUGAUCAGGUGGCAGCAGAGAACAUUCAUCUUUUUCUCUGGUGGCAGACGCUGACUGCGCUGCUUUUGUAGAGCAAGCUAAUUGGGGGCCUAAAGCGCCUCACCGACAUUUAUUGCAAUUGACGCUUUAGCUUUAAUUUGUUUGCUUUUCGCCUUCGUUCCGUUCGCUCCAAUUUAUUCGUGCUCGCUAAAACGUGGAUGCAAACUUUCUUUCAGUUAAAGAAAUAUUUUAAAACGUCGUAAGUUUCUGUUUGUUUUUUAAGGAAAACCUAAUUUACUGUAUUUUGUUGUUGGAGUUGUUGCUGCAAAAUGAAAAGAAAAACGAUUGUCUUUUGUUGUUGUCAUUCCCCUUCUUAGAUUAGAAGCGGUUGAAUUUAUGAGUUAACUCGUUUGCCCGUGAAAACAGCGAAAUAGCGGAAAAGCAAUACAGCAGCGUUGGUAAUUGUAGCGCGCACAUUAUCAGCAAAAGCGAGAAAUUUGCAUAUUUCUCUAGCAUUUUUUGGCAGCGUCCAGCAACGCUUUUGAACGCUUCGCGAUUCAUAAACAAAGAACGGCAACAUGUCCGCAGCAGUCGCAACCUCACAAACGACAACAAGAACAAAAACUGUAAACAAUGCACCGUCGCCUACAAGGAAUAACAACAAUAAUAUAGUCAAAACAACAGCAAAAGUUUCAACCUCUAACGUCGAUACGACGAACAAAGCCAGCAAAAGCAACAAUAACAACAAUAACAAUAAAAGCAACACUACUAAUAACACCAGCGGCACCGGUGGUGGCAACGACAAUAACGAAAGUAACAACAGCAAACAGCAACGUCUCAAGUAUAUUGCGAAUGUAGUGCGCGCCCUAGUGACGUCACGUAAGCCGCCGUGCAAGUUGCGCGAAGUAUUACGCGAGUAUCCGGAAAUCGAAGGCGAACCAUUGAAUUUUCGUAAGCACGGCUAUCCAUCGGCCAGGGAUCUGCUAAAGGCGACAGGCGAAUUCAAUUUUAUGCAAUAUGGCGAAGAGACAUACAUAAAUGCCAUACCUAGCCAAAAAUCGGCGCACAUCUCGUCGAUGGUGAAACAGCAGAAGGCGAGCAAAUCGACACGGAUUACAGUGGCACCACAAGUGAGACAACCGAAACGCUCCGAUCAGAGUUGGAAUAAGAGCAGCUACUCAUCAAACGUCUUCCAGCGCUUGCCGGCGACGGGUCAGCAACAGCAGCAGCAGCAGCAGCGUUGGCGUAGUAACGUGAACACUGCCGCAACGGGGGCUGGUGAUCGCAACAAUAACAAUUCGCAGCAGCAAAACAAUAAUAAUCGCAAUAACACAGGGGUUGCCGGACAGCAACAACAACAACAGAAAGAGAAAACGCAACAGCAAAAGCAAACACAGUCGCAACCAAAAACACAGCAACAACCACAACAGCAGGCACCAAAGUCACCUCAGAAGACUCAGCAACAACCACAGAAAUCUCAGCAGCAACAGCAAAAACAACAAACGCAACAGCAGCAGCAGCCUGCUUUGCAGCGUCAGAAGUCAGUCGGCUCGACGAAUAAAUCUAGCGGCGGUAGCGAAAAGAAAGAUCUUCGCGAAAUGUUGAAUGCGAAGUCGGCGCAACAGCAAGCCAAUGGCGGCAUAGCCAACAACGGCAAUCAGGUGCCUGCCUCAACAGAUCUGCGCGAACGCUUGAAUGCUAAGAGGCAACAACAACAACAGCAGCAGCAGCAACCACAACAGCAAAAACAGUCAUCUGCAGCCGAGCAGCAGAAAUCCUUGCCGCGUCCGAUUUUGGGGCAGAACAACAAUUCGGCGAUUGCCAUUGCUUCGACAUUGAUAUUGGCGCAGCGCGAACAAAAGUUGCAGGAGCAGCAUCAACAGCAACGCGCACAGCUGUUGGCGGCGCAACAAUUACGUCAGCAGCAGCAACAGCUAAUACAAAAAAAUUUGCUGCAUCAACAACAAUUACAAAUGCAGGCGCAACAGCAGCUGCAGGCACAACAGCAAUUGCAAGCGCAACAAGAACAACAACAACAAUCGCAGCCGCGGCCAUUGAUGAGCAUUAGCGUUGCGAAGCCUGGUGUGGGCGUUGGUUCAGUGCAGGAUCGCUUGCGCAUAGGUAUUAAUAAUAAUAACAACCACAAUGGAAAUAGUUAUGCGGCGUCGACAAAUGGCAGCAACACGCCAGAAACGUCACCAGCGCUCUCAUCUACCGGCUCUGACAAGCUGCUGACGACCAGUCCAUUUGCUGCUUCGGUGGCAAUGCAGCAGCUGCAGCAACAACAACAACCGCAAUUUCAUAAACAGCGUUACAUCGUCAAACAACAGCAGCAGCAACAACAACAGCAGCAGCAGUUUGGUGAAGCUAACGGCCAGCACGUUAUACCGCCACGCGUUUUCCAAUUCAACCCCAAACUCGAUCCCAUCACAUCAUUGACGCAAUACUGUGUGGUGCGCCGUUAUGCGCCUCCCGAUUUCAGCGCCAUACGUUCGAAGUUCUCACGUCUCUAUCAGUGUCGCGUCAAUGUGAAUGGCACCAUCUUCUCCACAUACCCCAAUGAGUAUCUGCACGAACAUCUGGCAAAAAUUUCAUGUGCCCAAAAGGCCAUUGAACAGUUGAAAUUGCAAGAGGCACGACGUCCAUUGCCGUUGUUUUCAGAAGGCGAUACCGAUCUUAUCGAUAAACUCUACAAUGAAUUGCAACAGCAUCCACAUGGUAUAUUUGCCAAAAAUAUACCGGAGAUGUUCGAAGAAGCCUACCAGCAGGCAUUGCCCGAACAUUGGUGGACACUGGUGCAGACGUCACCCAGAUUCACAACAGAAUCGGCGACUAAUAAUGCUGUGAUUGUGUUUGCUAACGAGGAAGCGGAUAAAGACAAAGGUGGCGCUGCCGGUGCAAUCAUACAAAUGGACGGCAUUGCUUUACCCUGGAAGCAAAAGUAUUGGCAAUUGUACGUCACCUACUGUGCUUCGACGGUGGAUGUUUGGGCGCGUCUCUUCGGCAAAGAGUAUAGCGAGCGUUUCGACGGUGUGAUGGGCGAAAUCGAUGUGCACAUGGCAACGCAAAAGACACGUCCACUCUCGCUCGCUUGCAAAAACAUCUACUUGGUGUGCAUCAACGAGUGCUGGCAUCGUGUUCGCGUCGAGGAGCUGGACAAGCCAAAUGCAACGGCGCGUUGUUUCUUCAUUGAUUACGGCGAUAGCGAUUGGGUAGCUGUCAGUGAGUUGUAUAUUUGUGAGGCACAAUUCUUACGUUUGCCCGCACAAGCAGUGCCACUGUUACUAUUCGGUUUGGAGGAUUUCGCUGGUAAUCCGAAUGCGCGACGUCACUUGGAUGCCAUGUUGUCGAGCAAGUCGGUGGUGGGUGAGAUUUUGACCAAGGAGAGUGAUUUCUACAAUACAGAAUCGAGCGCUUGUGGCAAAAUACAAGUGGUGUUGUAUGACACCUCAACCGAGGAGGAUGUGAAUUUAAAUCCUCUGUUGCUGAGCAAGAUUUGUGAUGACACACCGCCGCCGGAGAUUAAACACAAGGGCGCCACCAAUGUACUGGUGUCGCAUAUCAGCGAUGAGGGUGAUUUAUACUUGCAGAUACUCAACACUGACUUUAAAUAUGUGCAGAAACUAAUUCAACAACUCAUCGAAUCGAAAUUCAAACGCGAUCAGCAUAAAAUCAACGCAACCGAUUUGAAGCGCUCAAAUCUCUUCUUGAUUUGCGAUGACACAAAUAGUGGCGAGACACAGUGGUAUCGUGGCGCGCUCGCGGACGUGCCGAACUAUAGUGCAGACGACGAGGAAUUCGAUAUAGUCUAUGUGGAUCAUGGUGUAACACGACGCACGCACAUUUCCAAAAUGUUCCGCUUGGAAUCAUUGAGUACAGCCUUGAGCAAAUUUCCACGCCAGGCUAUACGUGCGCGUUUGCACAACAUACCGCCCAUUACAAAGAGUAUAGUGGGACGUAUGCGCGCUUUGCUGCCGUCUAAUUGUGCUGCUUUUGUUAAAAUGAAUAAACCAGGCAAGUUACCCUAUGUGACAGUUUACCGUCGCCACGAGAGUUCCGAUAUGUUGUGUAAUAUAAACGAAGAUAUACGCAUGGAAGCCGAAUUGGAGUGUUCUACGGCUUCGAAUGGCGAAGACGACGAUGUGCCAAUCAAUGGCAAACAUUAUGGACUCGCUAAGGACGGCAGCGGUGCCAGCCUGAAUUCCCCAACAACUCAACAAACAUUUGUCGAAAUGACCCGCGGAUUAACCAUAACUUCUUCAGUGCCAAAUUCACCACAUAAAGUAGCUGAGCUGCCAAAAUUGCAAAAUUACUCUGCGAUACCGCAUGACCCCAAUGAUUUUCUAGAAGUACGCGUCACUAUGUCAGCGAAUCCUUCCAAUUUUACGAUUCAACCCUACAAAGACUAUCCACGCCUUCGUGAUCUCAUGAAGGAGCUGCAGGAGUACUGUGAGAAUAAUGAUGAAUUCAUACCGGCUGAUAUGGUGGAGAUAGGACAAGCCUAUGCGGCCAAGAAUCCGGAUGGUUUCUAUCAUCGUGUUGUUGUGGUGAACACGUACAAUGGUGAUAUGAUACACGUUUGUUUCUGUGAUUUCGGUGAUAUUGCAAUAUUGCGUAGCGACCAAUUGAAAAUAUUACCGGCCAAAUAUCGUCAAUUACCAAAAAUGUCGAUACAAGCUAAAUUGCAUGGCAUUAGCGCCACGCACGGUGAUUGGAGUUUGGAAGAUUGUCUACGCUUCCGUCAACUAACAGUCGGACAAAAAUUUGUAGCGUCCAUAAAACUUAUUACAUACGAUAAAUUAGGUUCACCUGACACACCAAUGCUCGAGCUAGAACUGAUUGAUGUGACUACAGAUGAAGAUGUUUAUAUACAUGAAAUAUUGUUGCAGGAGCAGCGUGCGGUCAAAGAUGGCGCUGCUGCGAGUAAUUAAUAAGACGGCAUAGUUGCUAAUAGACAUAGACGCAACACACGCACUCAGACUAAAAGGACUAUUAACUAUUGCGCGUAGAUUUUAAUGUAGGAUAAAGAAGAGAAGAAUUUUCUUAUUUGUCUCUUGAAGCGUGCGUUUUGCGUUUGUGCAGUUUUUUCUGUUUUUUUUUAUUAAUGUUUAAGAAAUUUGUCGCUUAAAUAGUUUCGGCGCAAAAAAAAAGAGGUUUAUAUAAAUUGUAUGCGAACUGCUACGAUAUUCGAUUUUUGAAAAACAUUGUUUAUAAAUUUUUAUUAACGAAAAUGCACCGCUUCAUUUUAGUUUUAAAUGUCAGCAACAAAGAUAUUAAUUAUUGAUUUAAAACACUUUGCUUUUGUUAAGAUUUUGACAUUUUUUUUUAAUGAUUUAUUAAACUUUUGUUAUAUUUAUUAAUUAAUGACGCUAUAUAAUGCAACUCGUCGGCAUUAAUUAAUCUCAUUACUUUUUAUUAAAAAAACAAACACAAAAAAGCAUCGAACUUGAAUUGAAACUCCUCAUAUACCAACUUUCAAUAUUCGUUUGAGCGCGAAAAUCACAUUCCGUGCAUUAAUUCUCAUACACUUCAUAUUUUCGCGUUUCGCGUUUUGUUGGCACUUUUAUUAAGCUUAGUCGUUUAGCUGUUUACUCUUCACAAAUGUUGAUGAAUUCUACUAACGAAAUUAAUGUUUUUAUUUUUUUUUACAAAUGAAAUGAAAUUAAAUUAAUUACCAAACGAAAAGGAAACUCUUCGGCAUAUGCGCGAUUUUUUUAAGCAUACGAAGAUAUCGAAUCUUAUAAUUUUUCUUUUUAAAAUGUUUAACACGAAAUAAUUUAGUAUUUAAAUUAUAAUUUAUGUUGUUUUAUGUAAUACUCGUAUUACUAAAAAUUAAAAUAAUAAAAAGAGAAAAGAUAUGUAAAAAAACGAGAAGUAAAGAUUAUUAAAAAAGGAAAAUUAAAACGUAGUACGUUGAUGAAAGCAGUAGUCGGAGAAGUCGAGUGAGAACAACUGAUAUUAUUUUCGAAAAAGUGACUACGCAGAAAAGUAAUGCAGAUCGAUUUUUAUUUUAUUUUUUGAUGUUGAUGCAACGAAAUUGCAUAGAAAUAAUUUUCUACUACCCGCAAUGGAUAGAUUAUGACAGAAAUGGCGAUCUGCUUACAUUUAAAUCAGAUGAACAGAAAAUUGUAAAAAAAAGUUUUAGAAAAAAAAACGAAAAAUAUAUAUGUAACAUAUAAAAAAAAAAUUAAUAAAGAAAUGGAUUUACCAUUCGAAAUAAAUAUAAAAACCAAAAAUGCCCAAAAUGUAUAAAAAAAAAACAAAUGGAUUUACCAUUGAAAAAUUAAUAAAAAAACCAAAAAUGCCCAAAAUGUAUAAAAAAAAAAUUCAAAUGUAUGCAAAAACAAAUAAUAACCCUAUGUAAAAUAUCCGUAAAUAAAUGGGAAAGAAAACUUUUUUUGAGCAGCGAAGUUGAACAAAAUGUCGAUUUAAUUGAUAAAAAACUUGUGUUCCAGAUGACAAAAUCAAGAAAAAAAAAGAAAAAAGUACUGAAUAAUACUUGAAGCUUUUAAGAUUUACGAAGUUGAACAAAAUGUCGAUUUAACUGAUAAAAAAAACUUUUGUUCCAGAUGACAAAAUCAAGAAAAAAAAACAAAACAAAAAAGUACUGAAUAACACUUGAAGCUUUUAAGAUUUACUAUUGGCCAAGGUGCACUCAUUAAAGGUGGUGGCACUAGACCAACAACAAUGUUUUGUACGUUUGUUUGUCAAAGAAAAGUAUUGGCAAAAUAUUGUAGAAAACAAAGAAUGAUUUCGCCUAUUGCAUUCUAAGCUGACAACCACAUGGACACAGCGAAAGAAAAAAAAAAAAAACAAAUCAGCUGAUUUACCGAUACCACCUUUCAUAGAUUCGCCUUGCUGUUAGCUGGAAAGCUGAGUAAAUGCAAAAGAUAUACAAAUAUUUGUUGAAAAAUCGAAUUAAAAUGUAUGUGAAUGAAUUUUUUUUGUUUUUGAUUCACAAAACUGAAUGCAUAAAUAAAUGUUUUGUUGUUGUUCUUGUAGUAGCAAACACAUUCCCCAUACAUGUACGGGGAGUGCUGUCUGCUGGAGUGACAGUUCUUGGCUGGAUAUAUAGUAAAUCCGUGUCGUUCCGCUAACGUAGAAUCAACUGUCGGGGGAACGCGUUUGUAGAGCUGUGCUACUAAUGUGAACUAUUCAAUAUUUUAGUUAACCGUAAAUUUAAGUUCAAUCAAUUCGAAAUGUAAAUUAAUAAAAACUGAAGUCAUGCAAUUGAAAAAUGUUUUACUCCAAUCGCUGGAGUACUGAAGUGAAUGCAAAGCACUAAAUAUAUUACACUAUUUGUUCUUUAAAUAUUACACUAUUUGUUCUUUAAAUAUUACACUAUUUGUUCUUUAAAUAUUACACUAUUUGUUCUUUAAAUAUUACACUAUUUGUUCUUUAAAUAUUACAUCAUAUGUUGUAUAAAUAUUAGGUUCCAUUUAAAACUGUCACAAAGAUUUGCUGAAAAGUGUAAUGUGCGACAGAAAUCACUUUAGCACCAAAAAUGUAUGAUUUCUACUAAUGCAAAUCUAAGUUUGCUAAAAUAACAGCUUUUAGUCGGCAAAAGUCAUACCGUUAUAUGGCUUGGGACAAAUUUUCAGAAAUGCCCCUUCGAGUUCGCAAAAAGCUGCUCUAGUGGUUUCUGUCUCGCAAUGCACUGCUAUAGUCAAUUUUAUUUAUCAGAUUGUUCAUGAAAUUUUAAAAAAGACAGCAUUUUGUUUCACGCAACAUUUGUAAGAUUGGAAUCUACUACUUUUCAUACAUCAAUACAUUAAAUUUUGCAAAAUCAAGCAGUUCAUUCAGUUUUGUGAAUACAAAUUUUAUUGUAAAAUAAUAAUGUAUUGUUAUUUUUCAUAUAUUAAAUAAAUAAAUAAAUUUAAGAAGUGUAAAAGUGAAAAGCUUGUAAUUUCAUUUAUCGUUCUAACCGUUCUAAGUUGUGGCAUUUUGUUCGACUUCCUUUUGCUCAAUACCCACAAAAUCAUUAAAUAUGCAAAUUACCAACCUACUUUUGCUUAGUAAGUAAGCUUCAAAAUCCAUAUACAUAUAAAAUUACCAAAUUAUUAACAGAAAAAUAACAAAAAACAGAUAAUAUCCAGCUAUACAUAUACAUAUACAUAUGUAAACACAUACACAUAAUGUAUCUAUGUACUCCCAAACACAUACAUAUAUGCAAUAAAAUGAAAAUCAAUGUGUAAUAUGCAAAUUCAGCAAUAGAA